Scleropages formosus (Asian bonytongue) is the source of this 2256-nucleotide messenger RNA. RefSeq lists its product as uncharacterized. NCBI's taxonomy places the organism in Eukaryota, Metazoa, Chordata, Actinopteri, Osteoglossiformes, Osteoglossidae. The record is from RefSeq and is a predicted model, not a curated record. The transcript is spliced from 8 exons. Bases 616 to 1503 code for a protein of 295 amino acids.
AACACUUCGGAGAAAAGGUUCAGGUAAAUUUUCAAAAAAUGUGCUGAACAUUUAAUUAUUUGAUUAUGUUGAGGCUAUAGUAAUUUGAAGCUAUUUUAAGUUACUUUUUCUAUUUUGUUAUGCAUGGAUUUUUGGGGAAAAGUUGAUUUUCCAUCAUGCUCAUUAUGUCCAAAGAGAAGGACAUUGGAGCACAUCCUCAGCAGCUGCCCAAAAGAGAUAAGUGAGGAUCACUGUCGUUGGCAUCAAAACCAAGUGCUCAAGGCUAUGGCAGAAUCUGUCGGUGUUGUAAUGGCCCACAGUAGGACCUGCUGGCAAGACAGACAACAGUGUUCGUCAAGGAAUGUCAAAGAGUAGGAUCAGCACUCACUGCCAGUUCAGGACCUCUGGUGAUGGCACAAGGCUAGCGGUUGAUGGUUGACUUGAGAUGUACGUUACUUUGGAGAAAGCAUGUGCUAAAUGAAUAAAUGUAAAUGUAUGUAAAUAUAAAUGACUUAGGAAGGCUAUUUAAGUUUCUAGCCACCAUCACAGAACUCUCUCUAAGAUCAGAAAUGCUGAAGCUUAGAGUUUCUUGACAAGAAUGGACAGAAGGGUCUAAUGAGAGAAAGAAGGUGAAGGAUGAGGAGCUGGUGGAGUAAACGGCUGGAGAACAAGGCAGCCAGAAGAUGGAGGCCAUCAAAGCAGAUCCUGAUGCUACACAGAGGACAUUUAAAUGGCUGUAGAUCAGGAGAGAUGCCAGCACUAAUCAGUAGAGGACAAUUAAAAGUAACAUUACAACAACAGUCCAUGGCAGUGGAGAGUGAGAACAAGAACGAAGUAAAGAUACCGUGGUUGACUAAGGAGACUGGCCAGAGGGGGCCACCUUGGGUCCCUGCGUCUAGUUCCUGUACCAGCACCACCGGACAGAUCCCUCUACUGGAAGACAAGCCGGUGAAGAAAGCGCAGCUAGAGACAGCGGUUUCAGCUUCCCGGCGCAAUGGAGGAGGGAUCAGAUCUGCCCAGCUUGUCAGGGAUCAACGGCACCUAGGAGGCAGAGAGGUUCCCCAGCACCAGCAAUCUGAAACGACUGUCCCUCAAUGGCAAGCUCCACACUGCCGAGCCCCCACCAUCUCAGCUGUCACACAUCGCUGGUUAUCUCAGCCUGCCCACCAGGACACAGCCCGUCCCAUCACUGUUCAUCAUCAGUCCAUCGUGUUCAGCUUGGAUCACACAUGUGCCAGAGGAAGUUUCCCAGGAUUCCACAGUUCAGGAGACAGGUCUUCAGCUGCAAGCCUUCAGCUACGGCCCCGGGUGUUCCCAGAGUUCACAGCAACACGAGGGUUACUGCCUUCCACUGCCCUCGGCACCUCUGCCAGCUCUGCUCGAAGAGAGAAGCACAAACCUCCAUUUAGGAUUCCAUUUAAACAAGCCACCAUUGAUUAUUAUGUCCCCAGACCUUCAACUAGCAACACGGACCGUUUGGAAAGUAACAAAAAGAGACAGGAAAGAGACACAAAAAAUACAUAAAGUGAGAUUCUGCUUUAGUCUAAUGAGUGCUCCUUUGGUUUAUGUAUGAAGUAUAUAAGUUAUGAAUAUUUUAUUUUGACUUUUUUUGACCCAACGGUGACAUGAAUGGGCUGCUAGCUGUACAGUGUAUGUUACAGAACUUAAGUUUAUGAAAAAGUGCAUGCAAAAUCCACUUUUUUUUUCAUACCAAAGAGGGUAUGGCUAGAAUAUAGAUGCAAUAGUUAUAGAUGCUGCAAGAUUACUGUAUAUUCAAUGUGAUACUAUCAUUUUAUUUGACUUAAUGAAGGAAAAAGAAAAAAUAUCUCCUCCAAAGGAAGCUGGUUACUCCUGCAGGAGAACUGUCAGUAGUCUUCAUUGUUACACUUUUACCUGAGUUUCCUAACAUGACUAUUCGUAUAAUAGAUGGUGUUCAUCAAAAAAAAAAAAAAAAAACGUUAUUUUACUUCUAGAGGUCAAUUUUAAGGUAUUUGUGUCAUUAGGCUAACUCAUUUUAAUCAGUGUAAACUUGACACCUCCACAACACAUGCAAUCUGCAUAUUGCAGUUUUUCAUUCAUUGUUAUUAAAAAUAUUUUCAAACUAUUGAAACUAUCAUAGUUACUAUGCAUUUUUAAAUAUUACAGACAGAGAGCAUAAUUUCAAUCAAUAUACCAUUUCGUGAAGUGCUCAAGAGUACUGAAUAGUUAUGGAAGGCAUAGUACACACACACACAUUUUCUGAACCGCUUGUCCCAUACGGGGUCACGGGGAACUGAA